Messenger RNA from Oncorhynchus kisutch (coho salmon), 3280 nucleotides. It is a transcript of the gene tuft1a, whose product is annotated as tuftelin 1a. NCBI's taxonomy places the organism in Eukaryota, Metazoa, Chordata, Actinopteri, Salmoniformes, Salmonidae. The transcript is spliced from 12 exons. The coding region runs from base 314 to 1495 and encodes 393 amino acids. The record is from RefSeq and is a predicted model, not a curated record. Gene Ontology annotation, biological process: intracellular signal transduction. Gene Ontology annotation, cellular component: intracellular anatomical structure.
GUUCGAUGGUUAACUAUCUUUAGUUAUCCAACAUCUUAGUUGCCUGUGCACUGAGGUUACGCGCAUACAUUUCUGGGGGAGGGCGGGAGUGGAGGGAACUGCCUGAUGUAACCUUAUCGACUGGUAGUGAAGAGCAGCGUCGACUUUUGUUAAAAUAAACCGUGAUCUUCCGUCUGCGAGGGCGAGAGUGAGACAAGAGGACGACAAUCCGUGUUCUCUGUUUGUUUAGAGAAAAUAAUACUAUAUAAGCAAAGUUGAACAACUCUUUCAUAUUUAAGCUAUAUAGUUAUUUAUCUAUCUUAUCUGUGUGAAGAUGAACGGGGUAACGCGGAGUCUGUGUACAUUUGAGGACCUCAGAGCUGAUGAGAGAACAGCGGAUGGGUGCAGGAGACUGAGGCUGACUCUCCACCAGCAGAACCAGGUCGGGAGGAUCACAGAACAACCCAGGAGCAAGCCAAUCGGACGAGCGUUUGCUCUGGUGCAGCCAACCAGUGAUAGGCCUGCUCUGAAGCCUGAACCAAUCAAACCCUAUGAGGAGAAGGCUGAAAAGGUUGAGGUCAUCAAGGUGUAUCUGGAGGAUCGUAGACAGGAGCAGCAGAGACACCAGCAGAGCCUCAAGAUGUUGUCAGAUGAAGUCUCCCAGAUACAGGAGGUGAGAUAUUGUCUGAAGACCCUGAGGGAACAGAUGGCAACCAAGAACAAAGGACAACACAAGGUUCUUGCUAGUGGCUACAGAGUCAGCACUCCCUCCAAUCAGAACAUCUCUUCUUCCUCAAAGGGAGGAGCUAAAGAUGAUGGGCAGGGAGGGGAGGAUGAGGUGGAGAGGGCCAAGAUGAGGGAGGUCAGUAAGCGUCUGUAUGCUCAGCUACAGGAGGCUGAGAAGAAACACCAGGAGGAGAGAGAGAGACUGCAGACUGAGGGUGUGGAUCUGCGCCAGCGUCUGGGGGAGCAGGAGGAGAAGCUGAAGGGGGUGGAGGAGAGUAGUGAGAGGAAGGACCAGAGGAUUGAGGAGCUCCAGAGGCUGCUGGGAGGCAUGGCACAGGAGAGCCAAGCCCUACGAGACACACUGAGGAACAGAGAGGAAGAACUCAGAGAAUUACGCAAGAUCAGAGAGGAGGGCAGGAACGAGGAGCAGAGGUCAGAGCAGUUGGAGAAGGAGCUGGCCAUUCUGAAGGAGAAGAUCCAUCAUCUAGAUGACAUGCUGAAGAGCCAGCAGAGGAAAGUCAGACACAUGAUCGAACAGCUGCAGAACUCUCGUAUGGUGAUCCAGGAGAGGGACCGUGUCAUCAGAGAUCUGGAGGAGAAGGUGGCUUUCCUGGAGGCAGAGAAUCGGGAGAUGCAUGAUCAGAUGGACUACUUCCUGGGAGGUGAAAGGUCAAACUCGCACCUCUCAUCAGACCGCCACGCCCAGAUUGUCUAUAGUAAGCCUUUGAAGCCCAGCAACUCGUCCAACAAGCCUCUUCCCUUCAUCAAAAUCAUUGAGACCAAGUCCUGAACUGGUGAAAGCGAGGCUAACCUAACGACACCAAACCUGCUAAGCUAAACAACAACGGACUGAAAUAGACCAUCACCACAUUACUACCACACCAACAUCACAGUGCACGUAUGAAGUUUAAACUGAGGUGACCACAACAACAUCACAUCAACUGACCACCAUCACCCAAUAUGCAAUGUGUGUGUGUCAGAGGAGGCUGGUGGGAGAAACUAUAGAAGGAGGGGCUCAUUGUUUUUUUAACCUUUAUUUAACUAGGCAAGUCAGUUAAGAACAAAUUCUUAUUUUCAAUGACGGCCUAGGAACAGUGGGUGAACUGCCUGUUCAGGGGCAGAAUGACAGAUUUGUACCUUGUCAAAUCUAGUAACCUUCCGGUUACUAGUCCAACGCUCUAACCACUAGGCUACCCUUCCGCCCCAUUGUAAUGUCAUGGAACAGUCAACUGUUCCCAUAUGUUUUCUGUGUUUCAUACCGUUACAUGUAUUCCUCCUAUAGCUCCUCCCACCAGCCUCCUCGUGUGUGUGUGUGUGUGUGUGUGUGUGUGUGUGUGUGUGUGUGUGUGUGUGUGUGUGUGUGUGUGUGUGUGUGUGUGUGUGUGUGUGUGUGUGUGUGUGUGUGUGUGUGUGUGUGUGUGUGUGUGUGUGUGUGUGUGUGUGUGUGUGUGUGUGUGUGUGUGUGUGUGUGGGGUUUUGGAUUGUGUAUGGACGUUGAUGUAGAUAUACUUAUAGAGUUGAUUCUCAAUAGAAGUCUAUUUAUUCAUAGCAGACAGAUGAUUCUUUCUAACCCAGUGUCAUAAUCUAUUGUCAUCUGUUGAAGUCCGUCUGAAGGACUUUACUACUGACAGAGAGGACCAGAGACGGUGUGAUAGCAGUACCCUGUGGUUAGUAAGGGUCUGAUAACAGACCCAGUCUUUGGCCUCAGAGAGGAGGCAACCAUGCCAGGCUGGGCCAUAACAGAGAAAUAAAAUGGCCGAUGAGUGAGAGGGGGAUCGAAGAGAGAGAUCUGUAUUCAACUAAUCAGAACACAACCAGUUUGUCAUCUUUUUACCAUGGCACCAAGGCAGGAUAGAGUGAGUGUUGCUACACUAUACAGGUAUUGGAGAAGCAGAAAGACAUUAAGGAGAGAGGAUAUAGUUUUCCAUCAAACCCUUCUGUAACCCAUUAACCUACUUCCUGUGUCUGUGGCCUAGAGUCCACUGUUAGAAUCCUCUUUAUUUGACACCUGAAAGGGAGGAAGACAAUCUUUGACUUUUUGUAAAUAUACUUAUAUGGUCACGUAACGGCCACAGUGAUGUGUCGUGGUUUAUACAAAGUUAUGAAGGCCAUGUUUGUUAUUUUGUUCGUUGAGAAAGUGUGAUGUUUGGUCUAGUAUGUGUGGAUUAGAAGUCCCCUCACCAAUACUGAUGCCACUUUGAAGUCUAAAGGAAAUGAAGAUGAUUCAUUCUGACAAGUACUUACUAACCUUGCAAGAAGUUGACAUUAUCCACAUUUUUGCAUUUCAGUUACCUGACGUUUCAUCCACCAUCACCAGCUUUGUACAUAACUAUAUUUAUUUGUUUAUGUGGUGUUCUUUGAUGUCCCUGUAGUCUCACUCUGGGAUUUGUUUGUUAGUUUUAUCCUUCAGACAGGAAUGUUUGGCCUGACACUUUAGUGUGUGACAAUCAUCUUUAUGUAUUUAUGUGAAAAUACAACUUUCAUUUUAGGGAAAACAUUUUCAGUAGACAUGUUAGUGUGUGUUAACAACAUAUAUAGUUUGUGUUUUAGUUAUUUUAAUAAAUAUAUGAAAAUA